Messenger RNA from Biomphalaria glabrata, 2680 nucleotides. RefSeq lists its product as uncharacterized. Lineage: Eukaryota; Metazoa; Mollusca; Gastropoda; Planorbidae. The coding region runs from base 132 to 2237 and encodes 701 amino acids. The transcript is spliced from 7 exons. The record is from RefSeq and is a predicted model, not a curated record.
ACACCAUUUGAGCGUUGAACACAAUGCAAUCUUUUGAAGGGCAGUAACUGGGUGGAGACCCACAAGCGUGUCUCGUUUCAAAGUCAAGGCAGUAUAAGAAUGUCUGUGUUUUGGAGUGCAGUCACAUAAAUAUGGCCAGCUUAAAGUUGUUCCCCUUGGUUUGGGUACUGACGUCAUCGCUUGGGGUAUCAGAAGGUCUAUAUGACAUAAAUAAUGAAAUGCAACAGUUAAAAAAUGUUGUUUCCUCUCUUGCCAGGCAGGUCAUGUUACAGCAGUUCUCCCAAGAGGAGAAGCUCAGGUCUGACGGCGGGUCCGGAAUCAAACAAGUCAGAGUGGACAAGGAUGGGGAAAAGAACUACGACACAAACUCCCACAGUGGCGUCGCCAUGGGCGCCAUUCACGACCAUUCCAACUACAAGAUGACGGUUGGGCUAGGUGAAGGUCAAUAUGUUCUGAACGGAGUAGAAUUUAGAACAAGGCACAACGAUUACCAACUGAGAAUGCCCAGCACCAGAUCAUCUGACUACCACAUUAUGAGUGAGAUCCCCGCCCCAGCUGUACCGCCCCAGGUGCUGAAAAAGUCAUCACUAGAAGAGCAGAUUCUAGAAAUGAGAGAGUGGUUCAAAGCCUGGAGAGACCAGAACUAUUCAGUCCGAGACUACCGGAAGUACUUCAAACCAGUUCUGUGUUACCUAGAGGGCGCCUGGACCAAGAAUACAGAAAGCAUCGAGGAACCUUUCUUUAGUGACAGACACUCACUGGACGCUACCAGUUGGUUCGACCUACAGGAGAAAGUCAGAUACUCCGCCUACACGGGGAGAAAGAAUUUACUGGAAAACUUUGCUUUCCUCCCCACGACCAUAAUCAACAUCACCGCCGGCGGGGUGCCAGUGUACGCCCAGUGGAACUACAGGAUGCUGUGUCACCCUCUGUCCAAAAACCUUCCAACGUCGUACCUCAAGCCAGUCGAUGACCUCAGCGUACGCCUUCCAAGAGGACACAGUUUUGAAACUUAUUCGGCUACUAGAGGUGCAAGAUUCACUGUGGUUAGCCCCGAAGACUCCCCUGACUGGAACUAUCUGGACACCAUGAUGGGCGAAGUACCAGGAAAAGAUAACUACGGCGCACAGAUAUUCGAUACCGCACUUAACACUACGCUCCUGAGCGCGAUACCGGAAGACGAGAACAAACUGAACGUGGGCUACUACAGCAGACGAUAUCGGGUUGAAAAAGCAGACGCCAUGGGGCUUUCUUUUGGGAGGCGCGGCUUCAGUGAUCCAAACGUCUUCAUGGCGGAAACGACACACAAAAAUAUCGCGGACAUUUAUCUGAGGCAGUGCUAUCCCAAUAAAGUUUGCUUAGAGUCCAACAAGCGUAUGUCCUACGCGAUCCCUCUGGAGGUCAUCUAUCUGACCCCACUCAGCACCUGGAACCCCUACGACAUCCCGCUUCACAGAGAUGAGGAUAUAGAUCGAGUCCUCAGCAAUGGAUUUAACGGGAAGAGAAUCGGAGGCUUUCUUCCUCAUAGUGCCUUCAAUGGCUCUUUGUCUAGUCAGUACUACAGAACUCCAGCAGAUUUUUUCUCGGGCGUAGAACUUCGACGAAACCCUGCAGAUACAAUGAAAAAGUCUGUUGGUGUUUUAGACAGACAUAACACAAUAAGAAACAUGACGGCGUCGGGUAUAAGAGUCUUCUUACCCAAUAUAACUGGAGUUGGUGUCUUGAGAACCCGAUUUCCCAUAACACCUGUUCACGCUGAAAGCAGCCCCGUUUGGAAAGAGUUGAACGCCCUCAAAGACUUUGUUACGAAGAACCUGGAAGAUCGAAAAAUGAACCAGAGGCAACCCAGACCACCUAAGGUCAGGCCACAAGGUGCUAGAGCCACUACACAAAAGUCAAGAGUUAGGCCAGGAAAGACCACUACUGCAUCCACUCCUGUGUAUCCAAUCCGACAGCCUCUGAUCUUAAUGACCAGCAUUGCUACAAGGUACCCUCCAGGCGAGCACUAUCACACUAUAGAGAUGAACAAGCAUCAGCAGGCUCGUCUUCAGAAGGGCGAGGUGGUUCAUUUCAGAACCAGCCAAGACAACGGCCACUCGCACACGGUCAAAGUUCAGUUUUUCAACGGCAGAUAUCACGUGAUUAAGUGUGACUCGAAGACGCCACCCUGUUGGGAUGGCCACACUAAGUGCCUGACCACGGAAGAAGAAGCAGGGUGUCCACUGGAAGAUUUUUAAUAUAUCCAUACUAUUAGAUCUACUCUUUCUACAAAGCAUAUAUAAAGUCACUCUGUCUUUAUCUGUUUGUCUGCCUGUCGGCCCAGAUGUUUGUACACAUUAAUUCUCCGACACACAAACUCAAAUCAAGCUGAAAUUUUGCACAAUCAUUUCUUUUACCUAAUAACACAAGAAUAAAUACAACAAAAAUUAGUUAAUUAAUUAUUGAUAAUAAAUUACUUUGUUUGGUAUCUCAAACAAGGGGAAAAAUAGUACUUUACAUGAAUUGGUGGAAUAAGGUGAAUUAGUCCCCUUUGUAGAUCGUUUGAGGCAUAUUACAAAUUUAAUUACAUGACUGUAAUUAAUAAGCUUAGUAAAAGCUUUGUAUUUUUAAAAAAUAUUUUGCUUUUUACUUUCUCUACAAUGAUUGCAUACAUAACUUAACUCUUUGUAAUCCAAAAUAA